CUGAAUACUCGUAACAACCAACUGCCAAAGACACAGGAAUCAAGAUGGACAACAUCCCGGAAGGAGUCUCCUACGAAGAAACUGUUACAUUGUCUUAUGAUGACUCUGUCCCUUACGAGGAGCAGGUCUCACAGCAAGAACCACCCGCCGAAUCUGCACCAACUGGGCAGGCGGCGUUGCUGAAUCGUAUCGGGGCCACCAAGGUCUACCUCAUUUCCGAUUCGGUUCAGACAAGAACGGCGAAGCGGAAACAUUCUGGGCUGGAUGAGGACGAUGAUGACGUUGACAUGGACGAAGACACGCAGGAUUUGAGAGGGAAUGCGCUUUUCCUCACUGGAACACCAAUAUCCCAUCUUCCCACUGCUCGCAUAUUUGCGUAUGCAACACACUUUGACGCGCAACCCUUGGCCCUCGAAUGGAUAAACGACAAUAGCUGUAUCCUUGUUUUCGAGUCCCAGGCGCAGGCACGAUCUGCUCAUCGACAGUUGCGGAGAUUACUCGCAGAAGACAUCGAUAUGGAUGGUUUCGUGACUGCCAAGCCAAUUCCAAUAACGAUGUGGCCGCCAGAGGAGAGGAUAAACCGUAGUCUUGGAAAGGGAGAAGGGCUUAAGGGUAUCAUCAGAAUGAGAUGGGCAAGGAAUGAUGACAUCAAGAAAAAGGGCGCUAAAAGGGAGAGUCAAUUCUACAAGAAGUACGGCCCGACAGCGGGGAAGGAAGGCGAUGGGCCUCUCAAGAAAAGGAGAGGAGAUGUGGAGGUAGAUGUGUCAAAACUUGACGCUGAGCUGGAUGCGUACCUCAGAAAGGAUAGACGAUCGUCACAUUCCCCGCCACCCUCGAAGAUGCGAUCCGAUUAUAUUAACGAGCGAAAUGGUGAGAAUGCAGGUCAGAAUGGAGACCUCAAAGAUCGAAUUUCUGUAAAACGCCGUGGGCGUUGGGACGGUGCCUUAGGUAGUAGGCCUAGUCCAGGCGACAGGUGGACGCAUGUUGGAGAAGAGAGGAGGGAACCAAGGGGAAGAGGCCGGAGGGAUAACCGACCGCGUAAGACGCGUCAGGAUCUCGAUGACGAGCUUGAUGCAUUCCUCAACGAGAAAGACUAGAGUCGCGCAGAGCGUUGUGAUAAUCUACUGUAUUGCUGUAUUUCGAGACUUCGUUGGCCACCAUCGUAACUUAGCAGUUACUGAUCGACAGAUACAUAUCUCCAUUCAGACUAAUUGGGCGUCAUUUUCUUGUGCUCUUAUCCGCGAAGCACCUGUUCUGGCAUCGUCGUCCACGACUGAUCAGCUAUGUGCAUCGACACGCGACUUGGAGCGAUGCUGCGAUGAGCAGGUAGUACGGC
Molecule: messenger RNA, 1336 nt
Organism: Pisolithus orientalis
Lineage: Eukaryota; Fungi; Basidiomycota; Agaricomycetes; Boletales; Pisolithaceae
Exons: 4
Coding region: 45-1097 (350 amino acids)
Molecular function (GO): mRNA binding; RNA 7-methylguanosine cap binding
Source: RefSeq, a predicted model, not a curated record